AUGAAUAGCAUAAAGGACAAACUUACGAAGGAAGUAAAAAACUUUAAAAGAACCGCGUUGCUUAGGGGAAGUCCUGCGUUCAGGAUUAGCGUAUGGUUUUCUGGAAUAACCGUUGGACUCGUCUGGAUCCUCAUCAGCGAGUACAACAACCCGAAGAGCAACAACAUGUUCUUUAAAAAAAAGGAGGCAGAUUUUUUUACCAAAGAGGAAAUAGAAAAAUGGAACAAGCCCUACUACUCCAAAGGUGACUACACCACAGUGGUUAUGGACUCUAACAUGACGGCGGACGAGAAGAGGAAGCACAUACUGAAGGGAAUAAAUAACACCAAAUGAGGCACACAAAAAGAAAGGAGAGGGGUGGGAGGGGACCUGCCUCCCUGCGGCGCUGCAAAGCGGUGUUACUACUUAAGUUGGUGAACGUCCCUCCCAUUUGAAGCAUUCUUCGUAGGCACCAUCGCCCAGUUUUUGCAAAGCGGAUGUUCCACAAGGGGGAGGCAAAAUGGGUACAAAUGUGGGUGCAGCGCGGGAGCUCACAAUUGCGGAAAUAACAUCACGUGGGUGAAGAAUCGCAAAAGAGUGGAGAGCGAAGGACGAAGCGUAGGAUGGAUGGCGGUACGAAAGGUGCUGCGAAGCGGGGCCCAAUAAUUAAGCGGCCCUCGGCGUGCCCCCCGCGUCAGUACGUCUUGGAUAAAAAUAUGGCCACCCCUCGCUGGUACCAAUUUUGCUGCAGUACCCCCCGCGAAACGGGGAAUUUCCAGAAGCCAAUAAACGAUCUCCUCGACUUGUCCAAAUAA
This is a messenger RNA of Plasmodium vivax (malaria parasite P. vivax), 794 nucleotides long. RefSeq lists its product as hypothetical. Bases 1 to 333 code for a protein of 110 amino acids. The transcript has 2 exons. Lineage: Eukaryota; Apicomplexa; Aconoidasida; Haemosporida; Plasmodiidae. The record is from RefSeq and is a predicted model, not a curated record.